GCGUCCCCGCCCGCGCCGGCCCGCACCCCCUGCCGGCGGCCUCGAGCGCUCGCUCGUUGAUGCCGUUCUGGGGGUGACCCGGCGCGGCUCCGCGGUGGCGGGGCGCUAGACGACGCCAGCCCAGCGACGCGGGAGCGGGACAUGCUGGAGCUGCGGCACCGCGGGGGCUGCCCCGGCCCCGGGGGAGCGGGGGCGCCGCCACCCCGCGAGGGAGAGGCGGCCGGCGGUGACCACGAAACCGAGAGCACCAGCGACAAAGAAACAGAUAUUGAUGACAGGUAUGGAGAUCUCGAUGCCAGAGGAGAUUCCGACAUUCCUGAGGUCCCACCGUCCUCAGACAGAACCCCCGAGAUUCUCAAGAAAGCCCUGUCCGGACUGUCUUCAAGAUGGAAGAACUGGUGGAUUCGCGGGAUCCUCACCCUCACCAUGAUCUCCCUCUUCUUCCUGAUCAUCUACAUGGGGUCCUUCAUGCUGAUGCUUCUGGUUCUGGGCAUCCAAGUGAAGUGCUUCCAGGAGAUCAUCACCAUCGGGUACCGGGUCUAUCACUCCUAUGACCUCCCGUGGUUUAGGACACUAAGUUGGUACUUCCUCCUGUGUGUGAACUACUUCUUCUAUGGAGAGACGGUGGCAGAUUACUUCGCCACAUUUGUUCAGAGGGAGGAGCAGCUGCAGUUCCUCAUUCGCUACCACAGGUUCAUAUCGUUCGCCCUCUACCUGGCAGGUUUCUGCAUGUUUGUCCUGAGCUUGGUGAAGAAGCACUACCGACUACAGUUCUAUAUGUUCGCAUGGACGCACGUCACUUUACUGAUAACCGUCACUCAGUCACAUCUUGUCAUCCAAAAUCUGUUUGAAGGCAUGAUAUGGUUCCUUGUUCCCAUAUCAAGCGUCAUCUGCAAUGACAUCACAGCUUACCUUUUUGGAUUUUUUUUUGGAAGAACUCCUUUAAUUAAGCUGUCUCCUAAGAAGACCUGGGAAGGAUUCAUUGGCGGUUUCUUCUCCACAGUCAUAUUUGGAUUCAUUGCUGCCUAUGUGCUGUCCAAGUACCAGUACUUUGUGUGCCCGGUGGAAUACCGAAGCGAUGUCAACUCCUUCGUGACAGAGUGUGAGCCCUCAGAACUGUUCCAGCUUCAGAGUUACUCCCUCCCUCCAUUCCUACAGGCAGUGCUGAGCCGGGAGACUGUGAGCUUGUACCCCUUCCAGAUACACAGCAUCGCCCUGUCAACAUUUGCGUCACUGAUUGGCCCAUUUGGAGGCUUCUUCGCCAGUGGAUUCAAAAGAGCUUUCAAAAUCAAGGAUUUUGCAAAUACGAUUCCUGGCCAUGGCGGGAUAAUGGACAGGUUUGACUGUCAGUAUUUGAUGGCAACGUUCGUGCAUGUGUACAUCACCAGCUUCAUCAGGGGUCCGAAUCCCAGCAAAGUGCUCCAGCAGCUGUUAGUGCUUCAACCAGAACAGCAGUUAAAUAUCUACAGAACCCUGAAGAUUCAUCUCACCGAGAAAGGGAUCCUGCAGCCUGCCUUGAAGGUAUAGCUGCCCUGCGAGGAUGGACGGGCUGCUGAGGAGGAGCUCACAGACCAGCUCUGACUGGAGUCAUGCGCUGAGCCAGCCUGGGGCUAAAACUCAGUAGUAGAUGCAGACCUUGCAGAUAAGAGGUCUCUGAAUUUACAAUUACUGUGAAUAUUUAACAAACGCGUGGUCUAAGAUGAGUGCAGCAGUCGCCCACCAGUGGAAGAUCCUGUACUUUUCUAAGAUGUAUUUUCCAAAGUUAAGUUCUCUGCCCUCACUGGCCAGGUUCCAUGAUUUAGGUGGACUUGCAUUUUAAAGAGUCAAACACUAUCAACUGAGGCCCUCUUAGGGUGAUCUUUUGUGCGUGCACAUGCACACACACACAUUGACCUUUGCACUGAGAACUGCCCUGUCCUUGCUGGGUGCGCUGCAGGCACCUUGGGAAGCAAGGUCUUGGGGCUUCCUCCUCUAAUGAUCUCAAGCAUUUCUGAAGGGCUGAGUUAGAUUAAAAAGAAAGAAAAAGAGCGAUUGUCCACUUUUCUCUCUCUUUUUGUUUGCUUGUUCAUGGUACUGGGCUAGAACCCAGGGUCUGGUCCAUACCAGGCAGUUGCCCCACUACUGGGCUCCGCCUUAGCUGGAUCGCCUACUUUCAGAGUAGCAGUCAUCUGCCAAGUGGAAACACCCUUAAGGAAUUUCAAAAUCAGAAGGUAGGGGCUGCCGCUUAGACCACUGGUGAUUUGUUUAAAAAGAAGUUAUCAGAAUCCAUUCCUGAUGCAAAAGAGACUCAGAGUGGGUCCUGCAUGGGGAGCCCAGCACGAGGCUCCUCCACCAGAAACACCUCACCAUGGAUGGUAGGGAUGUGUGGUGUGGGGUGGCAGCUGAGCAGCUGCAGGCUGCCAGGGGACACAACACCUGGCAAGGGGAGAGUUUUCCCUAAAGACCCAGCUCCUGGCCAGCCCCCUGCUGGUAAUUAACCUCUGUCACUUUGUACUUACUGUCAUUAGAAUAAAAGUCGAGCAGAAACAUCAGCCAUGAAGCAGAAAAGCCUACAAAUGCCACGCCUUGUCCUUGUGCAGGUGGGGCAGGAGCCUGUGAGCCGGACUAGGGGAUCUCCUGUUGCUUUGUGUUCUCUGCAGCCAUACUUAACCAAAUGUCACGGUCACCCGCAGAGAUGACCUGGAGGGCGAGAAAUGGAGACACUGUAAAGGAUAAUUUGGUAAUGAAAAGAGUAAAUAUUUUGUUUAAGUUAGAAAUGAAUUUCAGUUAUCACCCAUUUCCUUCCCACUGUAGAUGCUCUGGGGUUCUGAGGAGCCCACAGCCAUCAAUAGCAGUCCUGAGAGCACCAUUGUUGGCCUCGAAGUGACUGGUGACCCCAGGCUACAUUUAGCCCACGUCCUCUGCAUACAAGCCAGUGGAUGCCUGGGGAGUACUGUCAUCUUAGGUGAUCCCUCUCAGUCAGCAGUGGGAGCUGAUGUCAGCGUCCCCUGCUGUUGUGUGUCUCCCGCCCCGCCCUGCCCCAGAUGUUGACCAUAAAUGAGUUGCAGGCACCAAAGAAACAGAGGGAAAGCCUUGUGAUAGGAGCAUGCCCAGGAAGGGACAGUGCAUGGCAGUCUGCAAAGGUAAAGGGUGAUUGAGGACAUGGUGGCUUCUCCUUACCCACCAUGCUCUUGUGGUGAGGGCUUGCAAGGCAGAAUUAUGAGAGCAUUACUUAAUACACGUAUUAAAAAUCAAUAUUCUUCUAAACACAAAGGAUGAAACCAGGACUAUCUGGGGUUUUACAGUAAAAGCUCUUCUCAAAUGAUUUUUUAGGGCUAGGUGUACAUUAUGCCAUAUAAAAACAAGCGAGUUCUUUAACAACAGCGCUCUAGAGAUGAACAUUUUAGCAUACUUUUUAUAGCGUGUACAUUAAAGUGGACUAUACUAUUGCAAACAAUCAUCAUGAGAGCCAGACUGAUCAGCGUUCCAUUUGCACUGGAAGAGGUGUCAUCCAAUGGAGUGAAGUGGUGGAUGAAUGGCAACCAGGAAGGCCCUCCACAGUGGAGACCUGUCAAUGGAAAAGCAACAUUUGAACUGCUGUAUGACCUGUUAGCCUUUGGGGCUGUGAUGUCUGAGAACCGGGGCGCUCUCCCAAGUUUUCCUUGUGGUUUCACAUAGACAGUUGCUAUCAGAGGUUAAAGGCUGCCCCCCCCCCCUUUGUCCCUUUGCACUUUGAACAAAGGUCAUGGCGACACCUGGUCUGAUGAGAAGAAAGGUCGAGACAGUGUAGAUAUACUGUACAGGGUGAGAGUUUAUGAUAUGUGUCUAUCAGCCCUCAACGCUGUGGAUAUAUAUACUGUACAGGGCAAGAGCUUAUGAUAUGUGUCAAUCAGUCCUCUGAAUCUUUUUACUGAAACUGGCAUAGAAAAAUAAAAAUCCAGUGGUAUUUUGA
Messenger RNA from Mus pahari (shrew mouse), 3931 nucleotides. It is a transcript of the gene Cds1, whose product is annotated as CDP-diacylglycerol synthase 1. The transcript has 13 exons. Gene Ontology annotation, molecular function: phosphatidate cytidylyltransferase activity. The record is from RefSeq and is a predicted model, not a curated record. Lineage: Eukaryota; Metazoa; Chordata; Mammalia; Rodentia; Muridae. Gene Ontology annotation, cellular component: endoplasmic reticulum membrane. Bases 142 to 1527 code for a protein of 461 amino acids.